This is a messenger RNA of Toxotes jaculatrix (banded archerfish), 1555 nucleotides long. RefSeq names its product deoxyribonuclease I-like 1 (gene dnase1l1). Gene Ontology annotation, biological process: DNA catabolic process. Gene Ontology annotation, molecular function: DNA nuclease activity. Gene Ontology annotation, cellular component: nucleus. Lineage: Eukaryota; Metazoa; Chordata; Actinopteri; Toxotidae. The record is from RefSeq and is a predicted model, not a curated record. Bases 72 to 1094 code for a protein of 340 amino acids. The transcript is spliced from 9 exons.
CUGGUGGAAAACAGAAGUGCGAAUAGCAGCUCCCAAACCCACAGCUGCAAGAUGAAUUUCCCCUGCACACCAUGACAUCAGGUUCCCGCCUCUUUCAGCUCUGUGCCAUGAGGUCGUUUGCCCUCCUCCUGCUCUCCUUCCUCGUGGGUGUGAGCGAUGUUCAAGGGGGUUCAGACUUCAGAGUCUGUGCUUUCAACCUCCAUCACUUUGGGGAUUCCAAGACCAAGAAGAGCGCUGUCAUGCAGACCCUGACCAGGAUCAUCGCUCGCUGUGAUGUGUGUUUGCUUCAGGAAGUGAGAGACAGUAAAGAAAAAGCUGUGCCGCAGUUGAUUACACAGCUUAACAGCUAUGACGGUGAGCAUACGUAUGACUCUGUGGCCAGUGAGAGGCUGGGCCGGUCGGACACAUACCAGGAGCAGUAUGUGUUUGUUUAUAGGACUGACACAGUGACAAUCACUGGCCAGUAUCAGUAUCCAGACAAUCGACCGGGAGAUGUGGAUGCUUUCUCCAGAGAGCCUUUUGUUGUCCGCUUCAGAGCCCCCAAGACAGCUAUAAAGGAGUUUGUCCUCAUACCUCAGCACACCACUCCGACCAACACCACUAAGGAACUCGAUGCACUGUAUGAUGUUUUGCAAGAUGUGAAAAAGAUGUGGAAAACUGAGAAUGUGAUGCUUCUUGGGGACUUCAACGCUGACUGUGGCUACCUCGCUAAGAAGAACAGGAAGAAUGUGCGCCUGAUUACAGAGAAGAACCUCUUUUGGCUCAUUGAAGAUAAAAUCGACACCACUGUGAAAUCGACCACAUCCUGCACCUACGACAGGAUCGUUGUGCACGGGGAAACAUUUUUCAGAGCAAUUGUGCCUCUUUCAGCCAAACCCUUUGACUUCCAAACAGAAUACCAACUCACAGAGGAGGAGGCGCUGGAGGUCAGUGACCACUACCCGGUGGAGGUUCUGCUGAGGGUCGUCCGUUCAAAAGUGUCCUUCAGUGGUGCCACUUCUUUGGCAUUAACUGUAAAUCAAAACCCAUCUGAAUCAAAGUUCCUUUCUUUGUUUGUCCUCAGCCAUCUGGUCUUCCAAGCGUUAACAUGGUAGUUUAACAGUAAAGCUAUGCAGGUUUUUGUCUGUGGACAAUCUCAGGACAGUUCAUGUCAUCAUGACCUGGUGUGAACUUUAUGAUUCUCCAGUCACAACAGUUGACCUUUAACAUUAUAUAAUUCAUAUUGCACAAUAAUUUAUCUACGUGUAUCUUUGUGGGAGUCCUCAGUAUGAUUUAAGCUUAAGAAUCUUUGCUUCAUUGCACCGCUGCAAAAAACAGUACAGAUGCUGGUAGAUGUGAAAAUGUCAGUAAAAUUAGGAAUCUGUGCACUGAAUCUGCUUCAUUUGUUUCUUCAGUUUAUGAAAACUGUACCCAGUCAUUCAUUCCUUCAAACUGAUCCACGGUAGAGAGGACAGACCACACAUUAUGUUACAGGAUUGUAGUAUCAUCAGAAAAAAAUCUCUUAUUCUACACUGUUGAAAAUCAGAAGCGUAUCUACUAUAUGUGUCUCAGCCCG